This is a messenger RNA of Gloeophyllum trabeum ATCC 11539, 888 nucleotides long. RefSeq names its product NAD P-binding protein. The transcript is spliced from 3 exons. Bases 1 to 888 code for a protein of 295 amino acids. The record is from RefSeq and is a predicted model, not a curated record. Lineage: Eukaryota; Fungi; Basidiomycota; Agaricomycetes; Gloeophyllales; Gloeophyllaceae.
AUGAAGAUAGCCGUCACAGGCAGCAGUGGUGGCGUCGGCCGGCGCGUCGUCCUCCUCGCCCUCAAGCAAGGGCACGCCGUCGUGGGCAUCGACGCCCACCCACCCCCGCCCGCCCCGCCCACCGAACCAGAGCUCAACUUCACUGCGCACGUCGCCUUCACGUACCACCAGAUCGAUGUUCGUGAGUACGACCAAGUAGUGGAGGCCCUGCGGGGAUGCGACGCCGUCAUCCAGCUCGCGGGGCAACCAAAUCCCAAGGAAGAUGAUCCUGCGAUCACGCACAAUACGAACGUCGUUAUAACGUGGAACGUACUGCAAGCAGCGGCCCAACUCGGCAUCAGACGGAUCGCGCAAGCGUCUUCCGUCAAUGCCAUUGGAAUGAUCUACAACGCGACGAGCCGUUUCCGUCAAUUUCCCAUAGACGAGUCCCACCCGUGCGAACCCGACGAGCAGUACGGCUUGUCAAAGCUCAUAUGCGAGAUGCAGGCAGAUACCAUCCUCCGCCGAUACCCAGAAACCCGCAUCGCCUCCCUCCGCCUGCACUGGUCCAUCCCCUCCCGCGCCUACCCCGACCGAGUCGAAUUCACCGGCAACCCCGAGCGGUCCGCGAAGGACCUCUGGGGCUACGUCCAAGAAGACGAGGGCGCCCGAGCGUUCAUGCUUGCGAUAUCGCCCGAGAACGACGGCAAAUGGUCCGGGCACGAGGUAUUCCUUAUAGCAGCGUCGCAAAGACGGGGCACGCGCGAGCAGGCAGAGUCGCAGGAGUUCAAGGACAGGUAUUGGCCUGAUGUGCCUGUUAGGGAAGGGUGGAGUCUGAAGGGCAGUAUGGGGUUCUUCGACUGUAGCAAGGCCGGCAGGUUACUUGAUUGGAGACAUGCACCUGAGUAG